This is a messenger RNA of Carassius carassius (crucian carp), 1144 nucleotides long. RefSeq names its product forkhead box protein L2-like. NCBI's taxonomy places the organism in Eukaryota, Metazoa, Chordata, Actinopteri, Cypriniformes, Cyprinidae. The record is from RefSeq and is a predicted model, not a curated record. Gene Ontology annotation, biological process: regulation of transcription by RNA polymerase II; anatomical structure morphogenesis; cell differentiation. The coding region runs from base 116 to 898 and encodes 260 amino acids. Gene Ontology annotation, molecular function: RNA polymerase II cis-regulatory region sequence-specific DNA binding; DNA-binding transcription factor activity, RNA polymerase II-specific. The transcript has a single exon.
CAGGUAGGUGGAGACUAAAACAAAUCCGAAGCACACCUGGACACUUUUAACUUUACACCUGUGCUGUUCGCUACUGAGAAUCUCGCCGUUCAUCCAUCCAGCUCAAGCCCGUCUCAUGGAUCCUAGCGCGGGGUCUGAUAACCUGCAAUCCCGCGAUACCGCAGAGGACGGCCAGGGUACCGCGGGGGAUGGAGGAGCCGCUCCAGCAACAGAAAAACCUCCUUAUUCGUACGUGGCUCUCAUUGCAAUGGCCAUCAGAGAAAGCGAGGAGAAGAAGCUGACCCUGAAUGACAUCUACAGCUUUAUCGUAUCCAAGUUUCCAUACUACGAGAAGAAUAAAAAAGGAUGGCAGAACAGCAUCAGGCACAAUCUGAGCCUCAACGAGUGCUUCUUGAAGAUUCCCCGGGAGAGUGGCGGGGAGAGGAAGGGGAACUUCUGGACGCUAGACCCAGCGUUUAGCGAUAUGUUUGAGAAAGGUAAUUACAGGCGCAGGAGGCGCGUCAAGAGACCCUUCCGACCACCACCCUUACCGUCUGGAUUUAACUUCACCGACUCGUACUGCCUGCAACAGGAGCCCGUUUACUGGCAAAGCCCGUUCGUCAGCACCAGCUCCUGGAGCCACCAGUCCUGCUCUCCGACGCACGGCUACCUGCAGCCCAUGCUUGGUAACGCGCGCCCCCUGUCUCCAAACGAUUACGCCAACUCCCCCGUGAAUUAUUACCACGGUCAACACCAUCACCUUCAUCCAUCCUACAGACCGUACCACCGGCAUCCGAACGCUCUGGUGCCUCUGAGCGGCAUGACUCCGCCGGUGAGCCCUGGAGGAAGCUCCAUCUCCGCCUGCAGCUACCCGCCGCACAACGGCCUUCCCGAACAGGUGCAUCAUCCGUUUAACUGACGGACAGACACGUGAAAACUGAACAUAAGUAGGCUAAAAAAUUCAUUUGGAUCUAGAUUUGCUGUUUUUGUUACGUUAAUCUUUAGAAAUGUUAAACGUGCUGUUUCAAGUCAGAAUGGCUGAAUGGCUGGUUAAGAUUAGGUCGAAAUGUUGCAGUCGCUGCAUUAGUUUGUUUACUGUAUAGCCUAACUAAUGGGUUUACAGUUGUGUUUUGUGGAUUUUCACAAAUUAUAUAUUGUUACAUUG